Molecule: messenger RNA, 3818 nt
Organism: Marchantia polymorpha subsp. ruderalis
Lineage: Eukaryota; Viridiplantae; Streptophyta; Marchantiopsida; Marchantiales; Marchantiaceae
Source: the annotation of a GenBank genome assembly
CCAACAUACCUUGGCGGGUGUGCCAUGGUCGAGAGAGCUGAUGAGUUUCCACCUACUGGUAUCUCUCGCAGCUUCCACUCACUCGCUCGGAUCCGCUGACUGACUCGGGUUGCUUUCGCUUUUGUCCUCGGGCGAUCGAUGAGGUCGACGGAAGUCAUUGGAUCGAACGUAUUACUCUCUUACCGACCAGCUUUCUCGUGCAGCGAAGAUUUUCUACACCCUUUUCUUUAUCGUCUGCGAAUUCUCGGAAAGAUCUGAGCUGAUCACACGCGAAUCACGUUCGCAAUAUAUCACGACCUCUGCCUUCGCAUCUCGAACAAAACUAAUUGAAUCAGCGUACACAUGACGCACAGUCCAUGCCCAUCAUCCUUCACUAGAUUCCGGGUUAGACUGGGCUACCUCUAUUUCUAUCUCGCAGCAGCAGCAGCAGCAGCGUUUGACUAGACUGGGCUUCCAUUUUGCCAUCGCUCGAAUGGAAAAGCUGGGAGAUUACAAGUCCGCGUUUCACAGUGAGUCUCCCUCCCAGAUUCCCCCAGCCGCUACAUCCGAUCCUACAUCGUCGAUCGCAGGCCCGGGCGGAAUACGACGGACCUGCGUGGAGUAUGUCUGAAGGUCCGCCAGGGGAGGCCACGUUUACGGGACCGCGAGCUUUGGCGCUAUAAGGUGCCAUGCUGCUAUACGCAGCGCAUUUGUGGAGGGCAGUAGAUUAUAAGACGAGAGAGUGGCGUGAUCGGAGUCGACAAGGGUUUACUGGAACUUGACUGCGGGGUUACUGCAAUCGAAUGCGAGUCCUGGAGUGCCGAAAGUCCAGAUCAUCGAUUUGGACACACUCGGAAAUUCCGCCGUGGAUUCAGCCGCGAAGUCGUGGCGAAUUUUAAACGCCUAUUGGCAGUGGGGGAAGAAUCUCCAUGAGUGUGUCCGUGACGAUUCACCUAAUUCGUCGGGGCCCAAGCCCAUCGCUCGCCCUGUAGCAGUCCUGGAAGCGCUCGUUGACAUAAGGUUGGUGGAAGAUUCUGAGCUGCCUCGUGUAUCCGCAGACCUCUUCCACAUGGGCGAGACCGGGGCUCUCUCGUCUCCGCCCAAGGUCCAAUGAGUGCUGACGGGACCUCGCAUCCUGUUUGAGAUCUGGCAUGCGCCGGCCUCUGGCUCAAUCUCGCUGUCUCAGGGCUUCGAUGAGCGCAACAAUCGUCUCUCUUCGAGCCUGAUAGUUUGAGCCAAGCAUUGCAUUGCAUCCAUACCCCUCGACUGUUGCGGCCGCAGUCGACAUAGAUCUUAUGACGAUUUGAUUCUUGUUUCUGUUGGAUAACCAGAAGCCACAUGAUUUUCUCCUAGCGAUUGUUUCUAUUUCCGAUUUUUUACCGCCGGAGUACCGACCGACCGAUGUAGGUAGCACGCAGAGUGCAAGAAAAUCCAAUGUCCAUCAUCUGAAGAACAGACCUCCGGCCAGCACUCACUCACAGCGAGCACACCGAGAGGCUUGGAAGAGCUCGAAUUUUUGAUUUGGGUUCGUGAAGCGGUGCACGAGACGAGGAGCUGCUGCUGCUGUCGGCGCAGAAUUAUAAAUUUUAAGCAUUUGACAUUUGCUUUAUGCAUUUCGUAAGUUUACUUCGGCCGGAGGAGGAGGAGGAGGCGGAGGAGGCCGCACGAGACUGGUCGCCUUUUCGAUCCGUCGAGAGCUGGAGCUCGUCGCUUCGUCCGCUUUCGAGCAGAUUCCUGAAAUUCAUUCGCAUGAUUCUCAACUGGAAGAAGCGCUCGUGGUCGCCGAACUCUCGCCUCAUUGCGCUGGUCGUACCGGAGAACGAGCCGAUGGAUAGCAACUUCAUACAAAAGUGGCGUCCUAUCAGCAACCUGCAGGAGAGAGAUCCACAAUUGAGACUGCACAUCUUGCAGGGGACAUUCGACGGCUCGACGCACGAAAUCUCGAGGCCCGCGCGAAGGGAGCGGUCCUUCUGCAGCAGCUGGGAGAUGGACUGUCCCGUGCGGGCCAAACUCAGCAGAGAUUUGGUGCGGAGGUCCAGAGCAACCGUGUGGAGCAAGCUGAGCUCGGACCUCGUGCUGUCCGUGCUGCUGCGACUGCCUUCCAAGAGCCAGUUUCGAUUCCACGCCGUGUGCCGCGAGUGGCGCGAGAAUUUGUCAUCGAGCAAAUUCGCCGAGGAAAAUGCAGCUCUGAAAGCAUCUGCGGCCGGCCCCGAUGUCAUCUGCGCGUACGAGUACCUGGGGCCGAAUCGUGAGGAGCCCGAUGUCUACGGGCCUCAAGAUUACAUUCCCGAGGGCGCAGUGGAACUCGCCGACAAGCUGCACGACGCCUUCACGAAGUCGCAUCGUCGGAAGAUUAAUGGCAUGGAUCUCUCGUUUGCGCCCUCGUGGAUCAUCGGGAACCGAAUGACGGCCUGCCGAGACGGGCUGCUGCUCUCGUAUUCCAAGACCAGGUGGAGGUGCUCGGGUCCUGCUUCGGCUCACGGAGGCAUGUGUCUCAUCAACCCAUUCACCAGAACCUUCCGCGAGCUCCCUCCCGUUCCUUUCGCGGAUGGCGAGCUGCUAUGGACGGAUCAUGUGAUGGUGGAGAGGAUGUCACCUUCUCACUACAGAGCAGUGGUGCUCAUGGGUGCCGGCGAUGGCAAUCAGUGGUCCGUGUACCAGUUUUCCUCGAAGACGAACGAGUGGACAAGCACAGCAGGGGACGUGCCGAAGGAGCUUCCUCUGGAUGCAAUUGGCCGCAAAUUCAGAUACCUCUCUCAAUCUUACAUGUUCACGGAGGAUCUGCUGUACUUGUGGAGAGGCAAUGUGAACGGGGAUUUGCUCAUUCACAGCCUGAAAGAUGGAAGCCUGCUGAGCAUGUCGCGUGUCGGCUACCCCGAGCUGCCUUCGGAUACGAUGGAUUGGCGCUUCCUGAAGGUCCAUCUGGUGGAGCAUCGAGGAGCAAUUUAUGGCGGGUGGCUGCUGUCGGGCUGGAGGCCUCGGCCAGGAUGUUUGUUCGGAAUCAGCAAACUCGAUAUGGAAACCAUGAAAUGGGGCGAGCUGGUGGUCUUGCCACAGGAGACUCUGCAGUGCAGCCUUGGAUUCCUUGAGCUUGCGAAAACAGGUAUGGAUUACCGGCCACAUGACUGGAAAUUCUACGAGCAUAAGGCGGUGGUUGUGGUGGGCGACUACAUCUGUAUCAGCAUCACCUCCGAUCAUGUAAAUAAGGGAGUGAAUCUGCAGUACGUCGGCGGGUUUCACAUUCCUUCCAAGUCUUGGCAGAGUUUCGACUUUCAUGAUCCGUACGUCUCUGGAACCCACGAAUUCGAGCUCUUCGAACCGAAUUGCUUACACGUCCACUUAUGACGACGGUAUCUUGGAGCGAAGGGCCAGGCCUCGAUUGGGAUCUGGAAUCCAGCCCAGAACAGAAUGACUGUGCUUGUGCUGGUCGAGCGAGCAAAUUGUUCCAUGUACAUUGCAACCUGUAAACCAUAGAGACGUAGAAAGCGAUGACGGAGCGUGGGGAGAGUUCAUGUUUAUAGAGUACGAAUGCUCCCCUCGCUCCCUAUGUAUAUAGGGCGGUCUAUUUUCUCGAAGCUGUUCUUCUUGAACUGGAAGUUUUUUUUUUUCACAUUUCCACGAAAGUCUGUCGGAGGUGGAAGCUCUGAGGUUGGCUCCUGUAGAUGGUGAUUCUGUUGAGUGACUAGUGCUCGAAUGAUAGCUCUCACGCUGUAUCUAAACUCCAAUUCACCAUCAUCGAAGAAGAGGAAAUCCUUUGCAAGGCCCUCUUUCCACUUCAAGUCCUCUUUGUAGUUGUAGAUCGACAUGUGGCGGUACCUUAUACAUAAAUCUGGUCCAGG